AUGGAUGCCCAGCUCCUCGUCGGAGCUCCGUCCGCGGCGUGGGUGCCUGGAUCUGGCCAUGCGGGGCCAGAUCCGUCCAUCACCGGCCCUGGCGAGCAUCCCCAAUCCCGACUUUGUGGCUCCCGUUGCCGUGCUGCAGUCCCCACCGCCGUCCUCUGUUCCUCGCUGUGGGCAGUUCAUCUGCACUCCAUCUUCGCCUUCGACGUCGCCUCCCGUGCACGCGGUGUCGCCAUUCAUUCAACCCCCCGCAACGGCCGCUCCCUCCUCCCCUACGCCGCCGACUCCACCAUCUUCCUCGACGGCGAGCCCAAGGGUGGUAUCGGCAUGCCCACAAGCAACUCGCAACCUUUGUUUUCUGAUAUGUUUAUCUUUCCACCUUUUCAGUUAGUUGAUUAUGGUCAUGAUGGAUGUCUUUUGAUGCUCCAAGUCUGUUUGGAUGAAGUGCUGUUGAAUGACAGGGAGGCUAAAAACUUGCAGUUGAAGCAUGAUCUUUUAUCCUCUACUUUCAGAUAUUGUCUGGAUAAAACUUACUUCAGCACUUGUUUCUGUGAGGCACUGAUGCGGAUAAAAACUGCUACAGAUGGCCUCCUUGAGACUCUAUCGAGUGUACUGGAACUCUCAGCAGCCGAGAAAGUCGGUAUUGGUCUUGCACUGUCAGAUUCUGAUAAUUCAGGCAUGAAGCUGAAAGGGCAACAAUUUGCAAUUGCUCAAAUUGAGGAGUUGUGUUUGAAUCCUGAUCAAUCGAUACCAAACGACCAAAUUCAUGAAAUUAUCGUCUUCCUUCACCAGACCGAUGGCCUGCCAAAGCAUAUGGAUACUUUUAGUAACAUUGCUUCUUUUCUAGAAGUUGGACAGAGUCCUUUUUUUGCUCCCAUCCCCAAGGAGCAGUAUGAUGCUCAGUCAAUAAAUCCUUCAAGACAUUUGGAGAUGUACUUAGAUAGCACAAAUGAUGACUUCGAGUCACUUCUUUCUGAAAUUGGGAAAGAAAUAAGUAUGGCGGACAUCGUAAUUGAGUUGGGUUAUGGAUGCACUGUUGACAGCACACAGUGUAAGGAAAUACUAUCCACUUUUCAGCCUCUCGAUGAUUUGGCAAUAUCUAAGUUGCUCGGGGCAGUUAUUGGCACUCAAAAUAGUCUCGGAGAGGCCCAUAACACUUAUGCAACCUUUGUAUCUGCUAUUCGGAAUACCCACUUGAGUGAGUCACCUCAGUUCCUUUUCUUCGCUUCACGCUUUUGCAUUCUAAUAACUUGGUUGUUCUUUCCCAUGUAG
Molecule: messenger RNA, 1269 nt
Organism: Hordeum vulgare subsp. vulgare (domesticated barley)
Lineage: Eukaryota; Viridiplantae; Streptophyta; Magnoliopsida; Poales; Poaceae
Exons: 6
Coding region: 1-1269 (422 amino acids)
Biological process (GO): nuclear-transcribed mRNA catabolic process, deadenylation-dependent decay
Cellular component (GO): CCR4-NOT core complex; P-body
Molecular function (GO): molecular adaptor activity
Source: RefSeq, a predicted model, not a curated record